AUGAAUCUUUGGCGAAGGUCAGUAGGAGAAAUCCAAGCCAAGAAGAGGCAAGUGAGCGAAUGUGAGCAGGCGCAGGCAGCCUUCUGCAAACUCACAGCCUGCUUUCAGCAAAUGGCCACCUGCUUAGGGAGCAACACGGACAGCAGCAUCCUGAGGGACGAGCUGGAGGAAACCAGGGGACUGGCACAUAAAAUAUGCAAAGGGCUGCACCGGAGACUAUUGACACUGCUGAUUGAAAUGGACCAGGACCAGGAAGACCGCGAGCAGGUCGAACGUCUAUGGGCGCUGCUCUUGUGUGCACUGGAGAACUUCCAGCAAGAGCUGAAAAAGGUCACAGCAAUCCAGCAUCUCUUUCCACUUAACAAACAGAGGGCCAUGGUGAACACAGGUGCAUCGGGAGGAGGCACCGAAGUGGCGGGACGGGCAGCCACGGUGCAGAACCCCUGGGUGACGACGGAGGCCGAGCAGAAGCCUGACCUGAAAGACCAUGUGUUUGUGAUUGAUGAUAUGCUUCGGGAAAUGCUGGAGAAGGUGAACGUCCCACUGUGGUCAGUGGAGCCAACGCAUAAAGCAUGGGCCGAGUGCACACAGCAAGAGGAGGAUGAUCUCCUGUCGGAGAUGCUGCAAGUAGAGGUGGUGUCUCAAGAUGGAGGAUCCAGAUGCUGCAGUCACUCUAACUGCAGGAUAGGGUGCAUUUUCUGUCUGCUCAACUAG
This is a messenger RNA of Trichomycterus rosablanca, 714 nucleotides long. RefSeq names its product regulator of G-protein signaling 9-binding protein. Bases 1 to 714 code for a protein of 237 amino acids. Gene Ontology annotation, cellular component: neuron projection. Lineage: Eukaryota; Metazoa; Chordata; Actinopteri; Siluriformes; Trichomycteridae. The record is from RefSeq and is a predicted model, not a curated record. The transcript has 2 exons. Gene Ontology annotation, biological process: G protein-coupled receptor signaling pathway.